UGUGCAGUGUAAACCCAUUCAAAUAGGUCUUUGCCCUUAACACCUUGUCUUCUUAAACUUCACUUUUCUGUGGUGCUUCCUGUUCUUUUCAUCUGCUCAGCUACAUUCCUCAAGGGCAAAGGCUGCUUCUCCUGUUGAGCUCCUCCUAGCAUAGAACGAAGCACAGCAUAAUAAAAUUUGUAAAAACGUUUUGAUAAACUAACCAACUUUCAACACGCUUUGGCACACCCACUCAUUGAAUGCAUCCAGCAAAACUGAAGCAAGGAUCUUCCCUAUGUUUGGAGGGAAACUAAGGUUUGAAAGGUGGAAGAGAGUAAGUUCUCACAACUUUGAUAGUCUGCUGUUCCCUUUGUUACUAAAAGUCUUAAAAAUACCUAAAGCUGAACAGCAGGUUUUCUUGAAUCAUUACGUGUUAUGUUUACCCUACUAAUAUUUAGGUAGCUAAAGCAGCUUUCUAUAGGGCAGCUAGGGUAAAAUUGGGACCAUUUAACACAGGGUGCCUUUGAAUGAAACCCAUUAUAAGUGUAUUUACAUAUUGCAGAUUUCAUGGAUAUAUUCAGAAAUAUUAAUGCAGCAUAAUUGAAGUCUAAUAUUGCACCCUCAAGCCCGGAGUGGAAAAUAAAUGACUCUUUUUCCCUCCUGCCCCUUCUACACCUGUCAGAGUUAAUGUUUAACCACUGGCGCAUUGCAAAACAUUCAUCCUGAAGAGCCUGAUUCAUAAAUCUUGUUUUAAAUGCACUGGGCUUGGUUUUCAACCAAGACUAAAGCAAGCACUAAGGUAGAGGGAAAUGACUUUCAAAGAGUUUUACUUUUCUCUGAUUUAUUUUUUAUUGGGUUUAAAAUGUGGUCUUACAUUAGAGGGUUGUUUCAAAGGUGAGAAAUGAAACCUUGAAAAAACUUGAUAUAUUUAGAUGGGUUGGAAUAAACAGAGAGGCAAGCCAUACUAGGUUUUAUCAUGAAAUAGGAAGUUUUGUUUGUGCUCUGAAAAAGAAACCCAUUUCAGGGUGUGUAUAUUGGUGGGGUAUAGGUCAACUUUUGUUUUCACAGUGCUGUCUUCUCUUUUUCUGCAAGGACAGCAUCUGAGAGGGAAGGAGUACUUUAUUCUGCUGAGCAACGGUCCCAUCUUUUAUACAUUUCGUAGAAUGUAUCGUAUGUAAAUCUGGAUUUAUUUAGAAGUUCAAAUGGACGUUUUCCUUAGUGCAGGGUCAUUAAGAGCACUGGAUAUGGAGUAAAGAAUUUGCAUCAUACUGAAAGGCUCUUCUGUCCUAAUUCGUGUUAAGUUAAAAUUAUGAAGGGAGGUAUUCAUUUAACCCUUAAACGAAGAUUUGGGUUCGUUUAUUUUUUUCCUUCUCACUGCAUUUUUUUUUUAAAGAAGUUGUGCAGGGUGCAAGCUGGUUGUGGGAUAGUCGCUGUCUGAUGGCGAUGUGCACAUGGGAGAUAGUGUUCAGUCUAUUCUUUCAAACGUAUUUUAAUGAUUAAGGAUAUUUUUCCUGACAAGAUCACACCUGCUGAGAAAUGAAAUGUGGCCUCUUUUUGCCUCUGAAAUGAGUUUUACAAAACUUUGAGGAAAGGAAAAGUAGUAAGACAUAGUGUUUUGAAGACUCCACAAGGUAAAGUUAGUUUUCAGUUACAUGUGUAAGUUUUGCAGUGUGGCUGAGUCUUUGGGUCUCCAAUAAAUGUUGGCAUUAAAAUACAAGUUUUUUUUUAAAAAGGACUUAAGGAAGGGACACCUUGGUGGCUCAGUCAGUUGAGUGUCCGACUUUGGCUCAGGUCAUGAUCUCACAGUUUGUGGGUUCCAGCCCCACGUGGGGCUCUGUGGUGACAAGUCAGAGGCUGGAGCCUGCUUUGGAAUCUGUGUCUCCCUCUUUCUCUGCCCCUCCCUUCCUCUCCCUCCCUCUCUCUCUCUCUUUCUCUCAUUAAAAAAUAAACGUUAAAAAAAAUUUAAAAAGGGCUUAAAGAAAGUGAAAAACAUUUCCUAAGCUGUUAUAACAUCUGUGUGUUCCAUUUAUUAUUUGUAAGUGAAUCCUACGUUUGUGUGAUACUUUGGGAUAGUGGGAGAUGAAUGAAAUACAGUACACAGAAAGUUGAUCCUUUUCUCCCAAGGAGAAGUUACUGAUUCUGUUCUACCAGCAGAGGGCUCCCUUUUUAAGCUAAUAAAGAAGCAGUAUGUGUCUCGCCCAUGACUUUUCAAAGACUGAAAUUGAACCAGGGAAAAAACUCAGCUCACACUUUCAGUAAUGUAAUAGAACCUCUGUGGUAGAGGAUUGGACAUAUCGUGAGACAUUAGAAGCAGAGUUUUCAAAUCUCUCCAAGUGGAAGCUGUUAGGCUUUCCAGUGGUCAGUGUUCUGUGACAGAAUACUGUUGGACUAGUCAAUAUUUUAAUCUUGGGGAAGUUUUGACAUGGAACAUCAUGUAAAUUUAGACAGAUGCUUAAGAGACCGGUGUUUCCAAGGUUUCUAGCUUUAGAGAGACUAUUUUUAAAAGUAGGCCAAGAUUCUGCAGCUCAGGAUGCAAAGGUUUUCUCUGAACUCGCCUUACGUCCCUGUGAUCAGCAGGCAGGAGCUGCGAGAUUCACUUAUAGACUCUUUUCUUCCCACUGGCAAGUAGGUUUUUCAUGCUUUAUCAGUCACACCAAAGGCAAGUUUGUAAAGACCCCUUGCCUGCGUGGACUUUAUGGUCCCCACCUAGAUCUUCCUUUAGCACUCUCUACAUAUGACCCUGGGGUUCCCUUCCUGUACAGAGUCUGAGUGUCUUACAGACAGAUCCUUGUUGCCUCGAAGAGAACUAGAAGGUGUUGUUUUUUUUUUUUUAAACCUUUAAAUAAGCUAAAAAUAGAGAACAGAAAAAGUCAGUUUUGUUAUAGGUGUGAAUUUUUUCACAUGUGGCCUUUAAGACAUUAACUUAAGUUUCACUUGUUAAUUUUAACUUUAUCUGGCAGAGGGAAGUAAAGACAGGGCCAGUGGGUGGAGAAAAAGGAGUUUAGGACUGAAUGUCAGAAGGCUAGGUUGUGGCCCCGGAGCUUUGAUCUUGUGCAAACCCCUUCGAUCCCCCUGGAUCAGGAUCUUGUGUGUGUGUGUGUGUGUGUGUGUGUGUGUGUGUGUGUGUGUGUGUAGCAUGAGGGAUUUGCUCGAAGUGGUCUUUGGAUUACUUUCUGGUUUUAAAGUUAGUGAUUCUGUGAUUUUCCAUUGUUAAGGUUCUUGGGAUAUUAGUAAAGCCAUCCAUCUAUGCUGAUGCAGAGCGAAAAUUUUCUUAGGUCAAAUUUUAGUGUGGUCCAUUAGCACUUUCUCAAAGGACACAGAUCCUCUGGAAAGGCUCAUGGGCUCCUUGCCCUCUCCUUUGCUCCAUUUAGCAGUCACAUGAACUGCAUGCAGACACAACUUUUAAUUACCAGACACUUCUAGGGCCAGUUAAACGUGAGUGGAAAUUGGCUUCAUAAAAGUAUCUCGCAGAGUAGGGUUUUUCUGCUCCUCUUCAUGAGGUCGUGGAGCGUAUGGGAUCUACGUCUUCCCCACCAAACUCUCCUCCCAGGAUCAAACGUUUUUUUCAACCCUGUACCCUGCUCAGUUCCUCCGUAGGGCUUUCCUCUUACACCUGCGGGGCUGUCUGUGCUGGUGUGUGGGAGGAGGUGGACACGAGCAAGGCACGGUGUUCUGGGCUGUUCGGAGAGGUUCAGGCCUUUACAAGCAAGGCUUUGAUUCUAUUUUUGCUGAACUAGCUCAGCCACUUCCUGUGUUUGGCCGUGCAUAGUGCCUCGCUUCACUGUGGCCACUUGAGCCCCGCGCGCUGCCGCAGCCAGUUAGAGAGACUAUUUUAGGUCCCCUCACAAUGGCCUUCUCAUUUCCUUGGCGAAAAUGAGCGAGUUGGGCUGGCAGUGGCCACUUGUUAGCCGAUGACAACUUUGACUUUGACUUGGGCUCCCCUCCCCCACCCGAAAUCCCUAGCUCAGCAAAUAUUUGAACCUGCCCAAGUUAAUCAUGAAGCCGUGAUCUUUAUCUGCGAGACGUGCGAGCGCCGGGGCUUUCUCCCUCCCGCGUACGGCACCACCGGCAGCCAGUGGCUGUGUCCAUGGGGAGCGGGCGGUGAGCGGCGCUGCUGCGGCGGUCCCGUCCCGACGUCCGUGUCGCGCCGCGCGAGCCCGAGGGUCCCGCGCCGCCGCCGCCGCCGCCCCUGCGCUCAGCGGGCGGGAGCGCUGCCGCGGAGUGGGCGCCACCGUGGGGGCGGCGGGGAGAGCCGGGGGCGGCGUUCGCAUUGUCGGAGACCGGCCUGGCCGCGGGAAACUGCAGACAUGCAUAACCUGCAAACAUUGCCUCCUAAACCACCCAAACCCACUACUGUAGCCAACAACGGUAUGAAUAACAAUAUGUCCUUACAAGAUGCUGAAUGGUACUGGGGAGAUAUCUCAAGGGAAGAAGUGAAUGAAAAACUUCGAGAUACAGCUGAUGGGACCUUUUUGGUACGAGAUGCAUCUACUAAAAUGCACGGUGAUUAUACUCUUACACUAAGGAAAGGAGGAAAUAACAAGUUAAUCAAAAUAUUUCACCGAGAUGGGAAAUAUGGCUUCUCUGACCCACUAACCUUCAACUCUGUGGUUGAACUAAUAAACCACUACCGGAAUGAGUCCCUAGCUCAGUAUAAUCCCAAACUGGACGUGAAAUUACUUUAUCCAGUAUCCAAAUACCAACAGGAUCAAGUUGUCAAAGAAGAUAAUAUUGAAGCUGUAGGGAAAAAAUUACAUGAAUAUAACACUCAAUUUCAAGAAAAAAGUCGGGAAUAUGAUAGAUUAUAUGAAGAUUAUACCCGUACUUCCCAGGAAAUCCAGAUGAAAAGAACAGCUAUUGAAGCAUUUAAUGAAACCAUAAAAAUAUUUGAAGAGCAGUGCCAAAGCCAAGAACGGUACAGCAAAGAAUACAUAGAAAAAUUUAAACGGGAAGGCAAUGAGAAAGAAAUACAAAGGAUUAUGCAUAAUUAUGAAAAGUUGAAGUCUCGCAUCAGUGAAAUUGUGGACAGUAGAAGACGACUGGAGGAGGACUUGAAGAAACAGGCAGCUGAGUAUCGGGAGAUUGACAAGCGCAUGAACAGCAUUAAACCAGACCUCAUUCAGCUGAGAAAGACAAGAGACCAAUACUUGAUGUGGUUGACUCAGAAAGGUGUUCGGCAGAAGAAGCUGAACGAGUGGCUGGGCAAUGAGAACACUGAAGACCAAUACUCGCUGGUGGAGGAUGAUGAGGAUUUGCCGCACCACGACGAGAAGACAUGGAAUGUCGGCAGCAGCAACAGAAACAAGGCUGAAAACCUACUCCGGGGGAAGCGAGAUGGCACCUUCCUGGUCCGGGAAAGCAGUAAACAGGGCUGCUAUGCCUGCUCGGUAGUGGUGGAUGGCGAAGUGAAGCACUGUGUCAUCAACAAAACGGCAACUGGCUACGGCUUUGCCGAGCCCUAUAACCUGUACAGCUCCCUCAAAGAGCUGGUGCUACAUUACCAACACACCUCCCUCGUGCAGCACAACGACUCCCUCAACGUCACACUAGCCUACCCGGUAUAUGCACAGCAGAGGCGAUGAAGCACUUGUCCUCUGAUCCUUCUCCUGGAGCUCAACCACCCCGAGGCCUCUGGAAAGCACAGGGCUCCUCUGCAGCCUGACCUGUAAUUGAGCUGAGGAAACGCAGCCAUCUGCCUUCAGAUGGGACUCGAGCUUUCGACAAAAAAGUAGAGGGGAAGAUACACAGCCUAGCACUGUGCCAGGACCACACGUUUCUGGAGUCCUUGUCCUUUUUUUUAAAUUUUUUUUUUUUAUUUUUUAUUUGUUGGUUUAAUUUAAAGCCACAAGGACACACAACACAAAGAGAAAAAGAAAUGCAAAAAUCUCUGCGUGCAGGGACAAAGAGGCCUUUAACCAUGGUGCUUGUUAAUGCUUUUUGAAGCUUUACCAGCUCAAAGUUGGGACCUUGUAGACCAGAGGGUGGACGGGCUCAAGAGCCCUGGCCUGGGGACGCUCGAGCCGGGCUGCUUCAGCCUGGGUAUGGGCUGUGCACGGUGGACCCAGACACAUCGCACUGUGGAUUAUUUCAUUUUCUAACAAAUGAACGGUAUGUAGCAGAAAGGCACUUCGGCUCACCAGAGACGUUUUGGGAGAACGUCCGCUCACGUACGUUCAGAGGAAAUUCUGUUGUAGCUGAAUGCCAGAAAGUGUUUCCUUUAAACUUUAAAAACCACCACACCAACAGAAAAAUGGAGCUUGGAAAACCGGACUUUAAAGGACAUUCAUUAUAUAAAAUAUGUACAUAACAAUGGAUGACUAACUAUCAAAUAGAUGGAUUUGUAUCAAUACCAAAUAGCUUCUGUUUUGUUUUCCUGAAGACUAAAUUCACAGUGCUAUGCAAUUCUUAAUUUUCAUUGUUCUCGGUUUUAAAUGUACCUUCAGAAUAAGCUUACCCCAUCCCAAUUUUUGUUGCCUGAAAAUAUUAUUGUCCCUAAUUUUUUUUUGUUAAUAUUCAUUUUGUGAUUUUUUUUUUUAAAGAAGAAAUGUGUACAGGAUGCCAGUAAAAAAAAAAACAAAAAAACAAAAAACAAAAAUGGCUUCAGAAUUAAAACUAUGAAUUAUUUUACACUUUUUCUUGUACAGAGUACUUGGCUGUUAGCCCAAGGUUAAAAAGUUCAUAACAGAUUUUUGUGGACUAAAUGUUUUGUUGGGCAGUGCCUGAUAAGCUUCAAAGCUGCUUUAUUCAAUAAAAAAAAGAGAAAGAUAUAUGAAUAUGACAAAGUAUUGCUGAGUUCAACAAUGUUGUUUCAAAACUCUUAAAAUACGGUACCAGGUAAUGUGUGCUUCAUUAAAAAUUGUGAACUUCUUGAAUCUGGGGUGGGGGUGGGGGGAGAGGUAGCAAAGGGAUGUACAGGUGGGGGGAGGGAGGGCUAGGAUGGUUUGCACUUUCUCCUGAUUACAGAGAAAUGAGUAACUACUUCACUCUUUUCCCACUUGGAUCUGCGAGUUAUUACACAUUAAUUACAAGUACAAGACCUACUGGAACGCUAACGCCAUGGAGCAGGUCAGAGCAUCUAGUUCUUAGGAAGAAAGGGAGCCUCCUGGGGCAGGUCCGCCUUUGUUUGGACCACUGUUUUCAAGGUAUCGUCGCUGCAUUUAGACCAUGUGUCUCUCCAACGUUAGACUACCCAUUGCAACCAUAAAGCUUCAUUUUGGAAGAAGCAUGAUCUGAAAAACUAUUUUCAAUCCGCCCAUGUGUUAUUUUCCUAGCUUUCCAUUCAAUUGAGAUCAUAAAGCAAAUAAACAGGAUCCUCACCGUUACUGCGUUGGGCUGUGUCGAGCUCGUUAAGGUCCUGGCCGCUUCAGGAAUCCUGACAGUGCUUCUCAUUCAUCAGAGUCACUGUGUGUGUUACACGUCACUGUGGGGAAAGGAAGAGGUUUUAGAGUGUUCUUUCCAAUUCUGAGCAAGAGGGAGAGGUCUCUCUCCCUGACUGACAUAUGCAAAGUCCAUUCUGUUCCACGGAAACUGUCCGUUUGCGGGGUAGCAGCACAGGAUCAGUGUGACGGUCCCUCUCCGGGUAGGUUCAAACAGGAUCUUAAAAAAAUCAUAGUUUUCCUUUCCCAGGAGUGGUUCAGCCACGGCUUGCUUUCUGACACUGGGGAGGGGUUUUUGUUUUGGUUUUCAGUGUUGUUCCUUUUAGAAAUUCUUCUGAAAAUAAUCAGUCUAGCCGCUGACUUCAUCAACUGUAGAAUGUAUUUUUUUCUUCUUUACAUGAUGCUAUGAUGCUAUCCAUACCAAGAGCAAUAGUCAGUCUUAACGGCCAGACUGUCAGCCUUCACACUUGACUGUACUGAUCUGACCGCCUCCCUCUCAUCACACAACUGAGGAUCCCCCUGGGUGUAGUCUGUAAGUGUCAACUUUAAAAACACCCUUCCCCUUCACACAGAAGUCUGACGACUAAUUAAGAGUGGUUUAUCAACUAGCAUUUUGGUGGGGUUUUUUUGAUAGCACAUCCACGUAUGCUGUUAGGUAUAAUUUUCAUUUACUAUCUGAAAUACAAGAUUGAAGAUGGAAUGUUUCAUACCAAGUUUGGUUAAUGUUUCUGGUUCAACACUCUGGCAAGGUGGCCUGGUAUUCAGGCACCUGCCUUAUUUUUGCGUUUCGCAAACAUAAAUGCAAGAGGAAAGUUUCUCUUUGAACAGCAGAGGCAGGAUUCAUCAUUCCCUGUUAUGUCGUAACUCACUAGAUCUGUGAUGUUACAUCUCUGCCAAACGCCUUUUUAAUUGCAUGUAGCAUACCCACCACAUUCGUCCUUAUAGAUGUUUGACCAGAAGGGCUCUUUGCGUUCAAUCAGACAGUCUUCUCCUAAUAACGCUGAGUGGCUCGUGAGUAUGAAUGGAUACAGCAGAGGCAUUCCUGAUAGCAUGCUUUUAUGCAUGCAUUGAUUCUCCCCACCCAAUGUAACAUCCUAAAGAUAAAAGCCAGACGCUAAGCUAGCUGCAGAGAGGCUGGGAUAGGGCUGUACAAGUGGGAGCACCGGGACCUGAUCGUACACACGGAAGAAAAAUCAGAACCGUGUGAAAAGGCAAAAAGCAUGUGUUUGCAACAUCUGACAAGUUCACGGCCCUUGAUAUAUGUAUAUAUGUAUAUGUGCAUGGACUGUUUCCAGUACACCUUUCAGCCACAACAGAUCCACAGUCAUCGAGUUCAAGUACAUAACAAGCAAAUGUCUAGUACAAUUCUUGUGUAUGUGUAUGGGUGGUUUGUUUUUUUUUUUUUCCUUUGAAGUUGCUUUGUCUUAAAAAGGUGAAAACUUUGCAAGUGAAGUGAGAAGUUCAUAAUUCUUUGGCUUUUUUUCUGCUUUUAAAAGUUACUCCUUUGGGGGAGCUGGUCUGGAUGACUCACUUAACUUGGAAAUCCUCAUUUUCGGUGUGUCGAGUCACAAUGUGUUUAUGUGAGCUGUCACUGUGGGGAAUCAAUUGCUUUGUCAUAUAGCUGGUUAUGAACUAGUGACGUGUUUGGGAGUCCUACUGAUGUUCCUUAAUGGGAGAAAAACUCUGCUGGUUUUAACACCUGUGCUUUUGCUAUGCAUGGUAUCCAAGUAGUUGGAGAACAGACCCUGAAAUCUGAGUUCGGGGCCUUUUAAGAAAGGGGCAGUUUAAAGCACAAUGCCUCACAUGGGACAAAGUUUGAAAAUACCAAAUUCUUAUUUUUUAAAAAUCUAGUUGUAUAAAAUACUAGUAUUAUGAGUAGCAAGGGAACAGAAUUGGGUUCAUUGGAAACACUAUUCAACUUAAGGUUAAACUUGUCACCAUGCGAUAGCAUUAGCUGCCCGGGAUGCUGCUAUUAAAAAAAAAGAAAAAAAAAAAAAAAAAAAGAAAAAAAAUUUAAAAAAAAAGCAAAACAAAAAAAACUCAUUUAUAUGUGUGUAUUUUUUAAAGCUACGAUCUGUUCAAUGUUUUUACAAAUCUGUUUAUAUGACAUUGUUAAAAUAAAGUUGGUCUUUUGACGAGAGGGAGGAUGUCAUGGUCAGUUGUAAUUUUGCCUUUACAAGGCAACGGGGGUGGGGGGGGUGGGGGGAGUGUGCCUCCUUGACAUUUUGUUCAAGCUAUAGAUUCAAUGGAGCUAUGUCUUGUUGUUUUAAGUUGCUUUGAUGCAUUGUAUUAGGUCUUCAAACAGAAUAAAGGUUGUUUUGAAACUGAA
Molecule: messenger RNA, 9684 nt
Organism: Panthera uncia (snow leopard)
Lineage: Eukaryota; Metazoa; Chordata; Mammalia; Carnivora; Felidae
Gene: PIK3R1
Product: phosphoinositide-3-kinase regulatory subunit 1
Exons: 10
Coding region: 3891-5561 (556 amino acids)
Biological process (GO): insulin receptor signaling pathway; phosphatidylinositol phosphate biosynthetic process
Cellular component (GO): phosphatidylinositol 3-kinase complex
Molecular function (GO): protein binding; 1-phosphatidylinositol-3-kinase regulator activity
Source: RefSeq, a predicted model, not a curated record